Messenger RNA from Funneliformis caledonium, 194 nucleotides. The record is from the annotation of a GenBank genome assembly. NCBI's taxonomy places the organism in Eukaryota, Fungi, Glomeromycota, Glomeromycetes, Glomerales, Glomeraceae.
AUGCCAGAAGAUAAAAUACUGUUCUUCAGUAGAACACUUUUUGAUUCCUUGUUCAACCUGAAGUCAUAUCCAAAAAACGGUUCUAUAUCAGUGGUUGACAUACUCGCUUAUUAUCAAAAAGAAUUUUUGAAUGACAACUUUAAAGAAAUACACGACGUGUUAGCAAAAGAUUUGAAAGAAGUUCUUAAUGCAGU